Molecule: messenger RNA, 1731 nt
Organism: Olea europaea var. sylvestris
Lineage: Eukaryota; Viridiplantae; Streptophyta; Magnoliopsida; Lamiales; Oleaceae
Exons: 2
Coding region: 1-1731 (576 amino acids)
Molecular function (GO): RNA-DNA hybrid ribonuclease activity; nucleic acid binding
Source: RefSeq, a predicted model, not a curated record
AUGGAAGUGUAUGUUGACGAUAUGCUGGUCAAAAGCAUCAAGGCCAAGGACCACUGUCAACACCUAACCAAAAUGUUUGAUAUACUGAGGAAGUAUGGAAUGAAGUUGAACCCAAGGAAAUGUGCUUUCGGGGUCAGUUCUGAAAGAUUCCUAGGUUACAUUGUAAACAACAAAGGAAUCGAGGUAAACACUGAAAAAAUACAAGCUAUCAUCCAAAUGAAGCCUCUACUCAAAUCCAGAGACGUACAAAGUUUAACCGAAAGGGUUGUCGCCCUCAGUCGGUUCGUCUCCAAAUCUAUGGACCACUGCAAACCCUUCUUCGACACGUUACAAGCCCGACCUCCGGUGCUUUCAAAACCUAAGGCAGACGAGGCCUUGAAGAUAUAUUUAUCUGUUUCAGAGCACGCCAUUAGUGUCAUUCUAACCCAAGAAGAAAAUGGCGUUCAACAUCAGAUUUAUUACGUAAGCAAAUCGCUUCAUGAAGCCGAGCUCAGAUAUUCAACUGUAGAAAAACUGGCAUUCACCCUGCUGAUGGCAGCGCGAAAACUGAGGCCAUAUUUCUUGGAACACCCCAUUGAGGUCCUGACCAACUCUCCAUUGAGACAAAUGCUACAAAGGCUCGACACCUCUGGACGGAUGGUAAAAUGGGCAGUGGAGCUCAGACAAUUCGACAUCAAAUACACGCCUCGUUCCUCCAUAAAGGGACAAGCACUCGUCGACUUUGUCUCUGAGUUCUGCAACGUCCCAAUUGAAGAACAGCAGAAAGAAACCCCUUGGAAACUUUAUGUCGACGAUUCAUCCACCGGAGAACGAUCUGGAGCCGGCGUCGUAUUAAUCAGCCCUGAUCACCGCAUGUUCUGUGAAGCCUUGCCAUUUAACUUCAAAGCCUCAAAUAAUGAGGCUGAGUACGAAGCCCUUAUUGCUGGAGCAAGGAUGGCCUCAGGACUAGGGAUCUCCGACCUAAUCCUACAUAGCGACUCCCAACUAGUCGUGAAUCAGGUCAAUAGUGUAUAUAUGGCGAAAGAAGACAGGAUAGACAACUAUCUACGAGUUGUGAAAAAAGAACUUGAAAGGUUCAAAACCACCCAAGUCAAACAAAUUCCCCAAUCUCAGAACAAUCACGUCGAUGCAUUGGCCCGCCUAGCUACCAGUGAGGAAAUCGAGAAGUUCGAUAACAUUCCCGUAGGAAGAAUAUCCCUACCGUCCACCGAGCUGGAUAAAGUGGUCCUUAUGAUGAUAGACCCCAAACCAACUUGGCAGGACGAGAUCAUCGCUUACCUGAAAAUCGAAAAAUACCCCGAAAACUCUGCAGAGGCUAGAAAGCUCCGAACAAGGUCGGCCAGGUACACUCUCAUUGAUAAUAUACUAUACAAACGGGGAUAUUCCAUGCCCUUAUUAAGAUGCUUGAACGAAGAGGAAGCCCAGCACGCGUUGCAAGAUUUUCACGAAGGAAUAUGUGGAAACCAUUCUGGAGGACUCUCACUAGCCCACAAGAUCAUACGACAAGGAUACUUUGGGUUUGCAAUAAGACAAGAUUCCUAUGAAUUUGUCAAAAGAUGCGAUAAAUGUCAACGCUUUGCCCCCGUUAUAAAUACUCCACCACGCGAACUGAACCCAGUGACAGCAUCUUGGCCCUUUACAAAAUGGGGGGUUGACCUAAUUGAACCCAUGCCCGUUGGAAAAGGAAGUGUAAAAUCCGCCGUCGUUGCAGUGGAUUACUUCACUAAAUGA